UAGUAAAAUACAAACGUUUUAAGAACAUUUUCAGAAUUUUUCUUCAAACAAAAUAAUUUUGUUCGGGUUCAUUAAAAGAAAUUAAAAACAAUUAUGUCCCGCAAAGAAGCUCUUUCACAAUUCAUUAAUCAAAUCCACGGCCGUCCGGUUGUGGUGAAACUAAACUCUGGAGUGGAUUACAGAGGAGUUUUGGCGUGCCUAGACGGAUACAUGAACAUAGCUCUCGAUCAAACCGAAGAAUAUCUCAAUGGACAGUUAAAGAAUAAAUACGGAGAUGCAUUUAUUCGUGGUAACAACGUUCUUUACAUUUCAACACAAAAGAGAAGAGUUAAUUAAAAUUGAAUUAAAACCAAAAAUAUAAUUCUAUGUUACUAUGAUUUUAUAUUUAAUUUAAGAUCUAUUUUCUAAUAAAUAAAUAAAAGUGGCAUUUAAGUAAAACAA
Eupeodes corollae is the source of this 441-nucleotide messenger RNA. RefSeq names its product U6 snRNA-associated Sm-like protein LSm6. NCBI's taxonomy places the organism in Eukaryota, Metazoa, Arthropoda, Insecta, Diptera, Syrphidae. Gene Ontology annotation, biological process: mRNA splicing, via spliceosome; maturation of SSU-rRNA. The coding region runs from base 94 to 336 and encodes 80 amino acids. The transcript is spliced from 2 exons. The record is from RefSeq and is a predicted model, not a curated record. Gene Ontology annotation, molecular function: RNA binding. Gene Ontology annotation, cellular component: nucleolus; U6 snRNP; P-body.